GGCGCGGGCUGUUCUUGCCUCUGCCCGAAGGACCUCAGCGGCCGCCCAUGCCGAGCUGAGUCCGCGAAGCCCCGACCGCUUCCAGUCGCCGUCAGCCCCCGCCUCUGCGGCCUGCCGCCCGCCGGGAUGCUGGAGGAAGCGGGCGAGGUGCUGGAGAACGUGCUGAAGGCGUCGUGCCUGCCGCUCGGCUUCAUCGUCUUCCUGCCCGCCGUGCUGCUGCUCGUGGCGCCGCCGCUGCCCGCCGCCGACGCCGCGCACGAGUUCACCGUGUACCGCAUGCAGCAGUAUGACCUGCAGGGCCAGCCGUACGGCACUCGGAAUGCAGUGCUCAAUACAGAGGCACGCACAGUGGACGCGGAUGUGCUGAGCCGACGCUGUGUGCUUAUGCGGCUUCUGGACUUUUCCUAUGAGCACUACCAGAAGGCCUUGCGACAGUCAGCUGGUGCUGUGGUCAUCAUCCUGCCCCGAGCCAUGGCUGCGGUGCCCCAGGAUGUUGUCCGGCAAUUCAUGGAGAUUGAGCCUGAGAUGCUGGCUAUGGAGACCGUGGUCCCUGUGUACUUUGCUGUGGAGGAUGAGGCUCUGCUGUCCAUCUAUGAGCAGACCCAGGCUGCCUCUGCCUCCCAGGGCUCUGCCUCUGCUGCUGAAGUGCUGCUGCACACGGCCACAGCCAAUGGUUUCCAAAUGGUAACCAGCGGAGCCCAGAGCCAGGCGGUGAGCGACUGGUUGAUCACCAGCGUAGAGGGACGGCUGACAGGGCUGGGGGGUGAGGACCUCCCCACCAUUGUCAUUGUCGCUCACUACGAUGCCUUUGGGGUGGCCCCGUGGCUGUCCCUGGGUGCCGACUCUAACGGCAGUGGCAUCUCAGUGCUGCUGGAGCUGGCUCGCCUGUUCUCUCGACUCUACACGUACAAGCGUACACACGCAGCGUACAACCUCCUGUUCUUCGCAUCGGGAGGGGGCAAGUUCAACUACCAGGGCACCAAGCGCUGGCUGGAGGACAGCUUGGACCAUACAGACUCAAGCCUGCUGCAGGAUAACGUGGCCUUUGUGCUGUGCCUGGACACCGUGGGCCGAGGCAGCCACCUGCGCCUCCAUGUGUCGAAGCCUCCUCGGGAGGGGACGCUGCAGCAUGCCUUCCUGCGUGAGCUGGAGACGGUGGCUGCACACCAGUUCCCUGACGUCAGCUUCUCCAUGGUGCACAAGAAGAUCAACCUGGCGGACGAUGUGCUGGCCUGGGAGCACGAGCGCUUCGCCAUCCGCAGGCUGCCUGCCUUCACACUGUCGCACCUGGAGAGCCACCGUGCGGGACCGCGCAGCAGCAUCAUGGACGUGCGGUCCCGGGUGGAUUCUAAGACCCUGACACGGAACACAAGGAUCAUUGCCGAGGCCCUAACUCGCGUCAUCUAUAACCUGACAGAGAAGGGGACGCCCCCGGACAUGCCAGUGUUCACAGAGCAGAUGCAGGUCCAGCAGGAGCAGCUAGACUCAGUUAUGGACUGGCUCACCAACCAACCUCGGGCUGCUCAGCUGCUGGACAAGGACGGGACAUUCCUGAGUACGCUGGAGCACUUUCUGAGCCGCUACCUGAAGGACGUCCGACAGCACCAUGUAAAGGCUGACAAGCGGGACCCCGAGUUUGUCUUCUAUGACCAGCUAAAGCAGGUGAUGAAUGCAUACAGGGUCAAGCCAGCCAUCUUUGACCUGCUGCUAGCCGUGUGCAUUGGGGCAUACCUCGGCUUGGCGUACACAGCCGUCCAGCACUUCCAUGUGCUGUACAAGACUGUGCAGAGGCUGCUGCUCAAGGCCAAGGCCCAGUGACAACAGCUGUGCAAAGGUGGCCCAGGAGGGACCGGCCCACACACCCAUGCCGCCAGACUGAAGCAGAGGGUUUCGGUCAGUCACUAGGACACAGGGACCUGCCUCUUCCUGUCCAUUUCCUUGAACUUCCUGGAGGAGAGCCCCGCCCAUCUGCAGAUGAAUCCACUGGGACAGAACAGUCACCCGGGCCACACGCACUGAAGGCCCACAUGCCAUGCUGGCCUCUCCAGUGGCCCGGUCGCUGCAGCCUGUGCCUCCACAGCUCCUCAGAGGCUUCUACCACCAGGCUGCCUCUCCUGGCACCGGCCAGCACUCAACUAUAGCCCCCUGUUGUUCCAGGCCCUCCUCCCCUCUGGCAAAUGUCCCUUCCACCCAAGUCCAGGUGCUGGUGACAGGCAGGAGGUGGCUGGAGUGGCAGCCUGCAGCCCUGAGGUCUUCCCUCCUUCCUUCUCCCCCUUUCCCCCCCCCUCCCCUCCUCUCCCUGCUUAGUUUCCCUGCCUGUGAUGCGUUCUGGAAAGGCAGCUCCUCUGUCACAGUGGCAUGAAGCAGCCAGUCCCAGGACAGCCCUGUGGUACGAGCCAAGGGAGGGAAAGGGAAGGGAUGUCAGCCCUGGCAGUCCACCUCAGGGACCCCACGGUGAAUCCAUUCGAUUCCAUAGCAAUAUGACCCAGGAGGUGUCAGGCCAGGAGGGCAGCUGGGGCCAGCCUCUGGCGUCCCUUAAGCGCCUGCUGAGCCUGGCUUGCCCUGACUCACUGUGCUGCCUCUGCCUUGCAGCAGCAAUGGCUGUCACCCUUGGUGGCACUUGUGUCAUGGGGUGAGGGGGGCUGGCCUGCUGCCCUGGCACUCUCACCCCCAUGGACUGCUGGGGUCCAGCCCCCCUCUACUCUCAUCCUGGCAGCUGGUUACAGGUCUAAGACCACUGCCACCCCAUCACUGGGAAAGACGCACACAGGGCGUGUGCUGCCCCCCUGUAUCCAGACAGGUCUGGGGACGGUGGCUGGGGGUCUACAGUUGGCAGGUUAGAAAAUAAAAGCCAUAUUGAAGGACUGUG
Messenger RNA from Cricetulus griseus (Chinese hamster), 2869 nucleotides. The record is from RefSeq and is a predicted model, not a curated record. NCBI's taxonomy places the organism in Eukaryota, Metazoa, Chordata, Mammalia, Rodentia, Cricetidae.